AUGGAAGAUUUAUCAUUUUUAUAUGAUAAACUUCCCGUUCUAGAUAGAAGAGGAAACCGUUUUGAUAUUUCAAAGGAGGAUUUUAAGAACGAAGAAGAUUUUCAGCAAAAAAGAGUUUUUGCCAAACUCCACAAGUUGAAGCUGUUUCAAAAUGAUUUACCAAUUGCACAACACAAAGCAGAAAUUAUAGAAAAACUUAGUCAAUUAAGAGUUUUGUUAAUCGCCGGUGAUACAGGUUGCGGAAUUAUGAAAUGCCUGUUACAUCAACGGGAUAAUUUCAAGCUGAUUCUCAUGUCUGCACCUAUAAAUCUUGAACUGUUUUCUAAUUAUUUUGAUGAUGAGCAAAUACAGGUAAUAAAAGUUCCUGGAAGAUUGUAUCCUAUCGAUAUCAAAGAUCCGUAUGAAAGAAAACGAGAGAAACUAGACUGUACUCCUUAUGUACAAAUUUUACAAAUGAUAGAUGAGAAAUAUCAAGCCAACCAAAAAGGUGAUAUGUUGAUAUUUCUUAAUGGGUUUUCUGAAAUAUCAACCUUAGCUGAUGCAGUAACUGAGUAUAGUCAGAUUAAAAAGAAUUGGAUUGUUUUGCCUCUACACAGUUCAUUAUCUUUGGAAGAACAAGACAAGGAAUUUGAUUAUCCUCCAGAAGGUGUUAGAAAAUGCAUAAUUUCCACCAAUAUUGCAGAAACUUCAGUGACAAUUGAAGGAAUUAGAUUUGUAGUUGAUUCUGGAAAAGUUAACAAAAUGAGUUACAAUACAAAUGUUUGUGUGAAUAAAUUGAGUGAAUGUAGCAUAUCUCAAGACAGUGCAAAACAGAGAUCAGGUUAA
Messenger RNA from Psylliodes chrysocephalus, 825 nucleotides. Lineage: Eukaryota; Metazoa; Arthropoda; Insecta; Coleoptera; Chrysomelidae. The record is from the annotation of a GenBank genome assembly.